GAAUAAAUCUCUCCUCAUGUCUAGUAUACUACUGCAGCCCUCCCUGCUUGCUUCAUAUUCACCAUGAUAGUUAACUAGUAUUCAGUAACUGUAAGUUUAUUGUUAAUCUUAGUAGUGUCACUGUCUUUUUUAUCGGAUUCCUUCACACUUACAGAUGCCAAUCAAAGAGGCCUGCCACGUUGCUGUACAAACAAUUCAUCCAAGUAAUCAGAAAUUGUGGAAGCAUGCUCAGGCUCGACAACAGGCCAAAGGACAGGGACCGACCCCAGUCCUGCAAAUUGUAUCAUAUGGAUCAGAACUAAGCAACCAUGGUCCCACCUUUGACAUGGAUUUAUCAGAUUUUUUGGACAGGGAAGAACCAAUGUCGUAUGAGAAGGCAAGGGAAUACUUUUCCCGAGAUCCAUCUCAAAGAUGGGCUGCAUACGUUGCAGGAACAAUUCUUGUUUUGAUGAAGGAACUAGGAAUUCGCUUUGAAAAUAGUAUUAGCAUGCUGAGAUUCAUGUUUAUGUCUGAGGUUAUUAUGUUGAUCAUGCAAAUUGGUGUGAGAGACUGA
Molecule: messenger RNA, 553 nt
Organism: Ipomoea nil (Japanese morning glory)
Lineage: Eukaryota; Viridiplantae; Streptophyta; Magnoliopsida; Solanales; Convolvulaceae
Product: L-arabinokinase-like
Exons: 4
Coding region: 155-553 (132 amino acids)
Source: RefSeq, a predicted model, not a curated record